AUGACGAAUGGAUCAUCGCUAACGAACAUCCCCACCGAAACCAACAGAAUAAUAGGCCCAGCAAGUAGUAGAGGAGCUUACUUGAUUGGCGAUCAGCCGAUCAGUAUUGGUUUUGAUUUGACCUGUGGUACAUCUCGGCUUGAAUACGCGACGAGAAUCAUCGAACGAAGAAUAACACAAAUAAACAUGAUGUCCAUCGGCUUAUUUGUCUUUUUCUUCGCUUUAACAGCAAUCGAUGCACAGAAUAAAUGUUCAAAUAGUGAUGCUAAUUGCAUCGACAUUCGCAAGUGUCCGGAAAUCAUAUCUAUCUUAAUAAGUUCAAGAUCGUUUUCGGCAGAGACAUUGCAGACUCUUAGAAAUUUGCAAUGUGGCUUCGAAGGCAGCUAUCCGAAAGUUUGUUGCAGUCAGGCAUCAACAACGACAACGACAGAGGCUCCAGAUCCAAAUCCAGAAAAUCUUCCAAAUCCACCAGAUGUAACGAACCACCCGAAUCUACGUCUGUUGGAUCAUACAUUGUGUGGGCCCGUCACUCAGCCGAAGGUAUUCGGAGGCAACAAGACUGGAAUUUUCCAGUAUCCGUGGAUGGCAUUAAUCGCAUAUGAUACUGGAAGACCAAAUCCGGAGUUCCGUUGUGGCGGCACAGUCAUCUCCUCGCGCUACGUCCUCACCGCCGCUCAUUGUGUCACUUUCCUUCCAGGGGGUCUACGACUGAUAGGCGUCAGGGUAGGGGAUCACGAUAUAAGUAAGGAACGUGACUGCGAUACAGACUCCCAAGGACGUGAGAUCGUAUGUGCCGAGAGGUAUCAGGAUUUCGGUGUGGAAAGCUUCCAGUUCCAUCCGGAAUACACGAGAACAAAACUGCAAAAUGACAUCGCGCUUAUUAGGUUGAAUGGUACAGUGGAUUUUAGACCUUGGAAUGUCAAACCUAUUUGUCUGCCUUUUGGCACUGCGACAUUAUUACAUAGCAAAAGGAUUGUAGCAAUCGGUUGGGGCACUACGAAGUUGAUGGGUCCGCGUAGUCAAGAACCCCUGCAAGUGACGCUGACACUAGUGGACAACGAACAGUGUAAAGAAAUGCACAGACCGACCAUGCAGAUCUGGUACAAGCAGCUAUGUGCCAGCGGUCGAAAGAACGUGAACUUCUGUUUGGCCGACAGCGGCGGACCCCUGCAGGCAGCUGGUAUAUAUAAUGGUACAUCAGUACGCAUGAUCCACUACGGUGUGGUCAGCUACGGACUGGAGCAGUGCGAUACCGAUGGAUUCCCUGGAGUCUGCACCAAUGUCGCCUACUACAUGGACUGGAUUCUCAACACACUGACAGAUUAAAGCGAAACUGAAACAUUGCGGAAUGAAGUCUUUUAUAUCGAAUACCUACUUUUAAUCUCCGUGCUCAGAAUAUGGUGAUGCAAACGCGGUAAUCUCAAUUGUGAUAAGAAUGAGAAAAUAAAUUUAACGAGGCGUUUGAUAAAUAGUACGUAGAUAAAAAAAUUGAUUUCAAAAGAUUACUA
This is a messenger RNA of Mycetomoellerius zeteki, 1508 nucleotides long. Its product is annotated as serine protease easter-like. Gene Ontology annotation, biological process: proteolysis. The coding region runs from base 1 to 1326 and encodes 441 amino acids. Lineage: Eukaryota; Metazoa; Arthropoda; Insecta; Hymenoptera; Formicidae. Gene Ontology annotation, molecular function: serine-type endopeptidase activity. The record is from RefSeq and is a predicted model, not a curated record. The transcript is spliced from 6 exons.